Molecule: messenger RNA, 1744 nt
Organism: Mesoplodon densirostris (Blainville's beaked whale)
Lineage: Eukaryota; Metazoa; Chordata; Mammalia; Artiodactyla; Ziphiidae
Gene: NR6A1
Product: nuclear receptor subfamily 6 group A member 1
Exons: 10
Coding region: 90-1532 (480 amino acids)
Biological process (GO): regulation of DNA-templated transcription
Molecular function (GO): sequence-specific DNA binding; DNA-binding transcription factor activity; zinc ion binding
Source: RefSeq, a predicted model, not a curated record
GCCCCCUCCCCCCCGGCGGACGACGACGACGACGAGGGCGCCGGUCAUGGCGGAGCAGCGAACCGAGCGCGGGCCCUGAGCACCACCGCAUGGAGCGGGACGAACGGCCGCCUAGCGGAGGGGGAGGCGGCGGGGGCUCGGCGGGGUUCCUGGAGCCGCCCGCCGCGCUCCCUCCGCCGCCGCGCAACGGUUUUUGUCAGGACGAAUUGGCAGAGCUUGACCCAAGCACUAUUUCUGUUCCAGAUGAUCGGGCUGAACAACGAACCUGUCUCAUUUGUGGGGACCGCGCCACAGGCUUGCACUAUGGAAUCAUCUCCUGUGAGGGUUGCAAAGGGUUUUUCAAGCGGAGCAUUUGCAACAAGCGGGUAUAUCGGUGCAGUCGUGACAAGAACUGUGUCAUGUCUCGGAAGCAGAGGAACAGGUGCCAGUACUGCCGCCUGCUCAAAUGCCUCCAGAUGGGGAUGAACCGGAAGGCAAUCAGAGAAGAUGGCAUGCCUGGAGGCCGGAAUAAGAGCAUUGGGCCCGUCCAGAUAUCAGAGGAAGAGAUCGAAAGGAUUAUGUCUGGGCAGGAAUUUGAGGAAGAGGCCAGUCACUGGAGCAACCAUGGUGACAGCGACCACAGUUCCCCUGGGAACAGGGCUUCAGAGAGCAACCAGCCCUCACCAGGCUCCACAUUGUCCUCCAGUAGGUCUGUGGAACUAAAUGGAUUCAUGGCAUUCAGGGAUCAAUACAUGGGGAUGUCUGUGCCUCCACACUAUCAAUAUAUACCGCACCUUUUUAGCUAUUCUGCCCACUCUCCACUUCUGCCCCCACAAGCUCGCAGCCUGGAUCCCCAGUCAUAUAGUCUGAUUCAUCAGCUGGUGUCAGCCGAGGACCUGGAGCCAUUGGGCACGCCCAUGUUGAUUGAAGAUGGAUAUGCUGUGACUCAAGCAGAGCUAUUUGCCCUGCUUUGCCGCCUGGCUGACGAGCUGCUUUUUAGGCAGAUUGCCUGGAUCAAGAAACUGCCUUUCUUCUGCGAGCUCUCAAUCAAGGAUUACACGUGCCUCCUGAGCUCUACGUGGCAGGAAUUAAUCCUGCUGUCCUCCCUCACUGUUUACAGCAAGCAGAUCUUCGGGGAGCUGGCUGAUGUCACUGCCAAGUACUCACCCUCUGAUGAAGAACUACAUAGAUUUAGUGAUGAAGGGAUGGAGGUGAUUGAGCGGCUCAUCUACCUGUAUCACAAGUUCCAUCAGCUAAAAGUGAGCAAUGAGGAGUAUGCUUGCAUGAAAGCAAUUAACUUCCUAAAUCAAGAUAUCAGGGGUCUGACCAGUGCCUCGCAGCUGGAACAAUUGAACAAACGAUACUGGUACAUUUGCCAGGAUUUCACUGAAUAUAAAUAUACACAUCAGCCAAACCGUUUUCCUGACCUCAUGAUGUGCUUACCUGAGAUUCGCUAUAUUGCAGGAAAGAUGGUGAAUGUACCCUUGGAGCAGCUGCCCCUCCUCUUUAAGGUGGUGCUGCAUUCCUGCAAGACAAGUGUGGGCAAGGAGUGACCUGUCCCCAGCACCCCUCCUCAGGCCAGUGGCAAGGCCUGGGGUGGGCAGGACAGGCUCCGGAAGAAAGAGCCAGAGAGACCAAGAUGGAGGCUGUGGAGCAGCCUUGCCAGUUGCCUCCAUAGCAAAAGAGUUUUUGUUUGUUUGUCUUGUUUUUUUAACCUCAUUUUUCUAUAUAUUUAUUUCACGACAGAGUUGAAUGUAUGGCCUUC